Molecule: messenger RNA, 1320 nt
Organism: Panicum virgatum (switchgrass)
Lineage: Eukaryota; Viridiplantae; Streptophyta; Magnoliopsida; Poales; Poaceae
Product: scarecrow-like protein 3
Exons: 3
Coding region: 1-1320 (439 amino acids)
Biological process (GO): regulation of DNA-templated transcription
Cellular component (GO): nucleus
Molecular function (GO): DNA-binding transcription factor activity; sequence-specific DNA binding
Source: RefSeq, a predicted model, not a curated record
AUGGAGAAGGCGGCCCGCUGCCUCUCGCGGGCCACGGGCCUCGCCGCCGCCGCGCGCGACGGCCCGCUCCCGCGCCUGGCCGUGCCCGUGGCCGACUGCCUGGCGCGCCGCCUCAUCCGCCCCAUGGUCCCCGCCGUCGCCGCCGCGCUCAUCGACCCCUCCGACCACCUCGACCGCCGCUGCGUCAGGGCCGCCUGCCGCACCUUCUUCGAGCUCAGCCCGUUUCCCAAGGCCGCCGUCGCCGUCGCCAACCGAGUCACACUCGAGGCCAUGGAGAACGAAAAGAACGUCCACGUCAUCGACUUCGCCGGGCCUGCGGCGCAGCCAUGCCAGUGGAUCCAACUCUUGCGCGACUUCCACAGCCGGCCGGAGGGCGCGCCGCACCUGCGCCUCACCGUCGUCCACGACGAUGGGGAGUUCCUCGCCAGGGUAUCCGAGUCGCUCACCGACGAAGCUGACGAGCUCGACGUGCCGUUCCAGGUCCAUUGCGUCGCCGGCCAGAUCGAGAAGCUGGAUCUGAACGACCUGCACGGCGUCCUCGGCCUCAAGUCCGGCGAGGCGCGCGCGAUCGUCUGCACGACGCGGCUGCACCGCCUCCUCCGCCGGGCACCAUUCGAACCAGAUGGCGGCGAGCAUCGCGCGGCUGCAGCAGAUGGCGGCGUCCUGCUCGGCCCGCCGAGCAUCCGCGGCGCCGCGUGCGAGGAUGGCGACGACGGCGACCCUUACCGCAGCCCCGCCACGCCGCUGGGCUUCGUGUCGCCGCCGCUAACCACCCCUCCGUUCCGGAUGCCGGCGGCGCUGGCGGGGUUCCUGUCCGCGGCGCGCGCGGCGGCGCCCGAGAUCGUGGUGCUCGCGGAGCAGGAGGCCGGGCACAACGGCGCCUCCUUCCGGAAGCGGUUCGCCGAGGCGCUGCGCUACUACGCCGCGGCCUACGACAGCCUGGACGCGGAGCGGGCGGAGGUGGAGCGCGCGGUGCUGGGCGAGGAGGUCCGGGACGUGCUCCUGCGGGAGGGCGCCCGCCGGCGGGAGCGGCACGACCGGCUGCAGCAGUGGGCGCGGCGCAUGGAGGCCGCCGGGUUCCGCGGCGUGGCGCUGAGCUACGCCGCGCUGAGGCAGGGGUGGACGCGCUGGGGAGGUGCGGCGUGGGGGAUGUGCGAGCAGAGAGCACGGGGGUGGCUGCUCCUGUGCUGGAGGUCGUGGCCUCUCUACUCGGUCUCGGCAUGGCGGCCGGACACAGGCUCGGCUUAUGGAGUCGGUAGCGGUUAUCAUCUGUCACCGUCCGCUCCUCCUGAUCAUUGCUUUGAGGAGUUGAUGUGCUGA